AUGUCUACAAGUAUAAAGAAUCAAAAUUCAAUUCAAGAAGAAUCAAAAUUAAAACCAUAUUCAUUAGUUGGUAAUUCAGUGAUAUUAUCAGAAGAAUAUUUAGAUCAUUUAAAUAAAACAUUAAUUGAAAAAACUCCUCAAGAAAUUAUUGAAUGGUCAAUUGAAACUUUCCCAAAUUUAUUUCAAACUACAGCAUUUGGUUUAACAGGUUUAGUUACAGUUGAUAUUUUAUCAAAAUUACCAAAAGGUUUUAAAAUUGAAUUAAUUUUCAUUGAUACUUUACAUCAUUUCCCACAAACUUUAGAUUUAGUUUCCAAGAUUCAAUCACGUUAUCCAAAUAAUAAAAUUAAUAUUUAUAAACCAUUAGAUUGUAAUAAUGAAUUUGAAUUUUCUCAAAAACAUGGUGAAUCAUUAUGGGAAACUAAUGAUGAAAAAUAUGAUUAUUAUGCAAAAGUUGAACCAACUCAAAGAUCUUAUCGUGAUUUAAAAGUUUCUGCUGUAUUUACCGGAAGAAGAAGAUCUCAAGGUGGUGCAAGAAAUUCAUUACCAAUUAUAGAAAUUGAAGAAUCAUCAGGUAUCAUCAAGAUUAAUCCAUUUGCAAAUUGGUCAUUCCAACAAGUUUUAGAAUAUAUCAAAAAUAAUAAUGUUCCUUAUAAUGAAUUAUUAGAUCUUGGUUAUAGAUCUGUUGGUGAUUAUCAUUCUACAUUACCUGUGAAAGAAGGUGAAGAUGAAAGAGCUGGUCGUUGGAAAGGUCAAAAUAAAACAGAAUGUGGUAUUCAUGAAACUAGUAAAUUUGCUAAAUAUUUAAAAGAAAGUAAUUCAACAAGAGUUGAAUGA
Hansenula ciferrii is the source of this 837-nucleotide messenger RNA. It is a transcript of the gene MET16, whose product is annotated as phosphoadenylyl-sulfate reductase (thioredoxin). The coding region runs from base 1 to 837 and encodes 278 amino acids. Gene Ontology annotation, cellular component: cytoplasm. Gene Ontology annotation, molecular function: phosphoadenylyl-sulfate reductase (thioredoxin) activity. The record is from RefSeq and is a predicted model, not a curated record. NCBI's taxonomy places the organism in Eukaryota, Fungi, Ascomycota, Saccharomycetes, Phaffomycetales, Wickerhamomycetaceae. The transcript has a single exon.